Salvia hispanica is the source of this 1930-nucleotide messenger RNA. RefSeq lists its product as uncharacterized. Gene Ontology annotation, biological process: translational initiation; ribosome disassembly. NCBI's taxonomy places the organism in Eukaryota, Viridiplantae, Streptophyta, Magnoliopsida, Lamiales, Lamiaceae. The record is from RefSeq and is a predicted model, not a curated record. Gene Ontology annotation, molecular function: ribosome binding; translation initiation factor activity.
CCUAUCGAAAUCUUGAUUCAGGGUUUAUCGCAAUUGUGUUCAUUUCACAGUUAGCAGCAGCGCUAGGUGAUGCAAAAUAUGGUGCUUUGGCGUAGAUUGAGGGAAUCAAGGUUUAUAGUUUAUGCACCUUUCAACGAUUUCAGGAGGUUUUACAAUCUAAAUCCAGCUCCAGCUAGCGCAGAUCAGCUUGUCUCUUCACGAAAAUCACUUCCGAUUUUGUACCACCCUAAGGUCAUCGCUCAAGAUGAGCAAUGGGCGCUGUUCCGACAAGUCAGAUUCUAUGCAAGGCCUAUUAAGAAGAAGAUGAAGGAUGAUAGUGAGCCUACGAUGAAUGAGGAAAUCACGGCUCCGACAGUUAGACUCGUUAUUGAUGAAGAGCAUCAUAUUAUAGUAUCGAGGCAUGAAGCAUUGGCUCGUGCAAAAAAUGCUCAGCUGGAUUUGGUCGAGGUUGAUAAAACUGGCAAACCACCUGUUUGCAAGAUUUUUGACUACAACAGACAAAGGUAUAUUCAACAUGCAAAAGAAAAGGAGCGUGCUAAAAGCAAGUCUGACUCCACACUCAGGCCUGGGCCACCGAAAGAACUUAGAUUUGGUGUUAAUAUUAAAGAAAAUGAUCUGAAAGUAAAAGCUGAUAUGGCUAAGAAACUCAUGGAAAAAGGUUAUCGAGUAAAGUGUACAGCCGCAGAUGCUAAUGAAGGCGUGGACUUGAAAUCACUGUUAUCUAAAUUUACUCCUUUAAUUGAUGAUGUUGCUGUUGUGGAAAGUGGACCUAAGUAUGAAAAGAAGCAGGCAUUUGUUGUUGUCAGGCACAUCAAAUAUGGUCCUGCCAACAAGAGUUCAGGAAAGAAAGCUUCUGCAACCACCGACUCUCCAAAGGCGACAGAAGCCUCGGCUGAAGAUGCUCAGACUAACAAAUCCAACUGGGAUACUUUUGACGGAGAUGAUGGUGAUGUGCACCCGAUUUUUGAGAUAGACAAUGUAGAAAGUGGUCAUCUUGAACCUUCAAAGCAUACAGCUUCAUCUAUUCCAUCUGGGACCCCAAAGCCUGCAACAGAAACCCCUCAACCUGUGUAUCCACCGAGGGUACCCGUGGCUGUGAACGGCCGUGGUGCAGCUAACACUGCAGACAGAGUGGCUUCAUCUCCAAAUCUAGAUAACCAGACACGUUUUGACAUGAAUACGCCGCCUAGAAUGAGACCUGGCCAGCAAGUUGAGGUGCCUCAGCCUGCUUAUCCGCCAAGGGUACCCCUGGGUUUGAACGGCCGUGGUACCACAAACACCCCAAACAGAGGGCCUCCAUCUCCAAAUGAAGAAAACCAGACGCAUUUUGGCAUGAACACGUCGCCUAGAACUAGAAUAGGUCAGCAAGCUGAGUCUCCUCGUGGAAUUCAGAAGCAAGGUUCUUCCUCCUCGACUAAUCAGAACUUACCGCCCAAAAGUUACGGUAUAUUCAGCGUGCCAAAGGCAGAGGCAGAGGCAGCGGCAGCAGCACCAGCAGCCGACAGACACCAGCAAAAUGUACCUCCAGCUGUGGCCUCGUCUCCGACAAGAAAUCCUAGAGAACCUUCGGCUGCAGCCUCGUCUCAGGCAAAAAAUCCUAGAACGCCUGUGGCCCCGUCUCCGGCUGCAGAUUCUGGGCAAGGAAGAUAUGGAAUAUUUAGUGCUGAAGAGAGAGAAAAGCAAGCACACAAACGGUGAGGUAUAGUUCCUCUAGAUGCCUUUCAUCGAUUUUCAAAUGGCUUAUUUUUUGUAGAUUAGUUGCAUACAUUUAUUUUUCUUCGCAUUGAUUCAGCUAUAAUUUAGUAGAUGGAAAAGUUGCAUCUAUUUUGCGAUAUCAACGCUUGUUGUACUAGAAAAAUGAUUCAUAGACUCAACAGCUUAUAUUACUAUGAAAUACAGUACUAUUAAUAAACGUGAGUUAUUGGGAACA